Podarcis raffonei (Aeolian wall lizard) is the source of this 7421-nucleotide messenger RNA. RefSeq lists its product as uncharacterized. The record is from RefSeq and is a predicted model, not a curated record. The transcript is spliced from 3 exons. Bases 546 to 4295 code for a protein of 1249 amino acids. Lineage: Eukaryota; Metazoa; Chordata; Lepidosauria; Squamata; Lacertidae. Gene Ontology annotation, molecular function: protein binding; GTP binding.
GAAUUGGUAUACUGUCAAGAUAAGCAAUUGUGGGCGAGUCUUGCUAAGAACCAGGCCUGCACGACACUACAGCCAAGACUCUGAGCCUUCUUUAACAACAAAUGGAAGAAAAUGGAGAAGCUAUCCUCUAGCCUUCCUAGAAGUUACUAUGCAAAAUGUGCAGGCAAUUUCAGUGUUUUCAGUCAAUGAAUGAAUUCAGAACUGUGAUUGACAAGUGAGUUAUUUGUACCUUGUGUAAUGUGGACACUAGGCUAGAGUGGGAGAGCUAACCCUGGGGGUCCUCAAGACCUGCUCUCCCGCCCGCCCUCAUUUCCUGCUUCUGUCUCAUUUUCUAGCACUUCAAUCUCCAACGUUCUCAAGAUAGUCUAUUGUGGAAAGAUAUCUGUUAUUGUUCUGAUGGCCAACCCCCUGAGGGCCAAGUGAGGGAGGCCAAAGGAGGUGCAGGUGAGGGCUAAGAUGAAAACAGAACUAAAAAGCAGCUAGGACCCACCUUCUUUCUGUGAUGGGAGGCAAAGGGAGAAGGGAGAGCGAUUUGGACCAAAGCCAUGGCCAUUUCAGAUGGAGCGGUUGAAAUACCAGCGUUGGGCCGCCCAUUUCAGCUUGGGAUGCUGUAUGACUGCCGCAAAGAUGCCCUCAUCCCAGGGGUCACCCUUUGGGACCCAGACUCACUUCGGAAGGACUUGAGUAUCCAAAGGCAGCCCAAGACUGAAAUUGAGAUAAUUGCUUCUGAUUCCAUUGAAGAUAAGACCUCUGCCCUCAAAGCCUCAGCAUCACUCAGAGUCAGUUUUCUGGGGGGACUGGUUGAAGUGCAAGGAUCAGGCAAAUUCCUUGAAGACACCAAAAAGUUUGGGCAACAGACCAGAGUCACUCUGCAGUACAAAGCUACCACUAAAUAUGCUCAACUGACGAUGAGCCAUUUGGGAAUCCAAAACAUCUCUUACCCAUCUGUAUUUGAGCAUGGCAUGGCUACUCACGUUGUCACUGCCAUCUUGUAUGGCGCCCAGGCUUUUUUUGUAUUUGACCGAGAAGUCUCUUCUUCUGAGUCUGUAAAAGAGAUAGAAGCAGAACUCCGAGGUGCAAUCCAGCUCUUUAUAGUCUCUGCUGAAGGGAAACUGGCCUUCAAAACAACAGAGAGGGAGAGGAACUACACUGAGAAGUUCCGCUGCAAAUUCCAUGGAGAUUUUGUUCUGGAGAGGAAUCCAGUGACUUUCCAAGAUGCCAUGCAAACAUAUGCCAUCCUUCCUGCAAUGCUGGGGAAGGACGGGGAGAGGGCUGUGCCUGUAACAGUUUGGCUGUACCCACUGACCAAGCUGGAUUCCCAAGCAGCUAAGAUGGUGCGUGAGAUCAGCUUGGCCCUGGUCUUUGAUAGUCAAGCCAUCAUGGAGCAACUGAAUGAAAUCAGGAUGAGAUGCAAUGACUUGACAAACACCCGCAUUGCGAACAUCUUCCCGGAAAUAAAGAUGAAAAUCAAGAGAUUCAAGGAUUUGUGCAAGCAACACAGGCAGACUUUCCAGAAACACCUGGCAGGAAUCCUGCCUUCUAUCAGAGGAGGGGGUAAAAUGGAACAAGCACUGGUGGAGAUCUUCAUUUCCAUUAACCAGUCUCCCUUCAACAGCCAAAGACUCAACGAGUUUCUGGAUGCCAAGGAACGAGAGAUUAAUUUGGUGAACUCUUACCUUAAUAUUCUACAUGGGAUGGAAGUCAUCUCCUCCAAGAACAAACUGGAAGAAAUAGUGCUAAGCCCUGCAAAUGAGUUUGUUCUCACAUUUACCUUCAAUUCUUUACAUGAUGAGGAACCGUUUUUAGCCAGCUUACAACAAUGGCUUCAGAAACCAGCAAGAGGACAGACAGAGCUUUGGAAGGCCUGGUUUGAGCAAAAAGAGAGAACCCGAAAAGCUCGGAAAGCUGCCAAAUCUAUUAUGGAUUUUGCCCAAGUCAAUGAAUCCAAUGGGAAGACCCGGUUCCUUGUGGCUUCUGUCCCAGAUCAGGACAACCCAGGUGCUUCCAUUUACCUCUAUGAAGAUGGGGAGAUGGUCAACAGCAACUUCGAGCUGCCCUCAAAACCUCUCCCUCCCCUGGUUGGCCGAACUGGACAUGACCAUGUGCAGCUGACAUUUCAACCAUCUGAGUAUGGGAGGGCUUCAAUCUCUCGCUAUCAAGUAGAGUACAAGAUUGCAGGAGAAGAAAAUUGGAAGAUUGUGAAUACUGAGGACAGUCAGGAGACAUUCCAAGUGAGAGGGUUGAGCGCAAACACAGAAUACCAGUUUCGAUACACUGCUAGGAGCAAACCAGGACUUAGUGAGACUAGUGAUUUGAGUAGAUCUGUAAAGACACUUCCUACCAGCCCUCCUGGGAAACCAAGAGAGAGAACUGUAGAGUCUUCCAAAAUCAGUCUUGCCUGGGAGAGCCCAAAGGUCAUUGGAGCUGAUAUAAAGGAGUACAAAGUGGAGUACAGGGGGCUGGUGGGCGAUAAGGACAGAUGGAAUGAAAAAAGAACAGGGGCAAGAACAGAGUCCUGCCAGCUGGAUGGGCUGAAGCCUCACAGAACCUACAGACUCAGAGUCUCCGCUGUAUGUUUUGAUGGGGCUGAGAGUGAGCCCAGUGAAGAGACUGAGAUUUCCACAGCAAUGGAAGAAGAAGAAGACGGGGCAAAUAUACUAGCUCGAAAAUACCUCCAGGAAAGCACCCUGGUGGAAGAUGGGCAACCAUCAGUGUAUGUACUUCCCCUGGAGGCCACCUCAGAUCGAUCGGCCUCCGUCCAAACAUACCAGCUAGGAAAAGAGAACAUGCAGGUCCCCAACAAAGUAAUUGUGAUGAUGGGGGCAACAGGGUCAGGGAAAACCACUCUCGUCAAUGCCAUGAUCAAUCAUAUCCUGGGUGUGCAAUGGGAAGAUGAUUUCCGAUUCAAACUCACUCAGGCUGGAAGCCAGUCCUCAGAAGUGACCGCCUACGUAGUGCACCACCAAAAGGGUUUUGAAGUCCCUUAUUCUCUCACUUUCAUCGACACUCCAGGAUUUGGAGACAUGGGAGAUAGGAAGCAGUACAAACGGAUAACAAAGCAGAUCCGGGAGUUUUUCUCCACCCCAGGAGGAACGGAUCACGUCGAUGUCAUCUGUAUUGUACUUCAGGCCUCCAGUGCUGCCUUAACUCGUGCCCAGAAAUACGUCUUUGACUCUGUGCUCUCCAUUUUUGGGAAAGAUAUAAGGAACAACAUCCAGAUCCUGAUCACCUUUGCAGACGGACAUUCUCUUCCUGUUUUGGAAGCCAUGAAGAAGGAGGAUGUGCCAUGCAUUAAAGAUUCCAGUGGUAGCCCAGUUCACUUCAAAUUCAACAAUUCAGCUCUCUUUGCCAACAAUUCUGAAGAGAAUGAAGGGAAUCUAAAUCCUAACAACAAGUUCUGGAAAAUGAGCACUGCAAGCAUGAAGACAUUUUUUGACACGUUAAACUUACUAGACAGUGAAAGUUUAACUCUGACGAAGGAAGUGCUCAGGGAACGGAAGGAGCUAGAAGCCAUCACAGAAGGGUUGCAGCCCCAAAUCAGAGCUGCCCUUGGAAAGCUGGAAGAGUUGAGGAAGACGAGACAAGCUCUGGAUGAGCACAAGUCUGAGAUGGCAGCCAACAUAAACUUUGAGUUUGAAGUAGAAAAAUCUGUGCCAGGGAAGGAAGACAUCUCUGCCGCUGGAAGAUUCACAACCAACUGCAUGAACUGUCACUACACCUGCCAUUAUCCUUGCCCGAUCCGGAGAGAUGAGGGCAAGCGCCGUUGUGUAGCUAUCAAUGCAAAUACGGGAAAAUGCAAUGUCUGUCCUGGCCGCUGCGUGUGGAACAUGCACUUCAAUCAGAAAUACCUGUUUGAAUAUAAAGUAACAAAAGAGAUUAAGUCCUAUGCUGCGUUGAAGCAAAAGUAUGAAGACGCCUCUGGAGAGGCGAUGACCCCAGAGAAGGUGCUUGGAAAUCUCAACCAGGAAUACAAAGAGGCUAAGCAAGCCUUAGAAGACCUCAUCCAGAAAUCAUCUCAAAGCCUCCAACGCUUGCAUCAAAUUGGGCUGAAGCCCAACCUGCUCUCCACCCAAGAAUACAUUGACCUGCUCAUCAUUUCAGAAGAGCAGGAUCUGGAGCCCGGAUGCCAGGAGAGAAUCCAGUUGCUGAAGGAAGUGAGGGAAUCGGCUGCGCUAAGAGAAAACAUUGCAAGCAAGGAGCCUCUGCUGCUGGAGGAGGAGGAUCUGUACAAAGACAGUGAAAUGGAAAGGCAUUCUGCCCUGCAGGCCAGAUUUAGGAAGUUUGUUUGCUUUUGAUGCACAUUGCACCGGGACAGGUAUAAAUAAAAUAUUAAUGGUUCUAGAUUCAGGUAGGUAGCCGUGUUGGUCUGACGCAGUCAAAACAUAUAAAAAAAUUAAAAUUGUGCAGUAGUGCCUUAGAGACCAACUAAGUUUGUUCUUGCUAUAAGCUUUUGUGUGCAUGCACACGAAAAAAGCAAGGGAUAGUAUGCAUGAGACAGGAAUCCAAUCUCUCUAUUAAGACCAGGUCUCUCCAUACUUUUCAGUAUCACUAAACUGAAAACCGUGUAGAGACCUGGUCUUAAUAGAGAUACAGUAGUACCUUGGUUUACAACCAUAAUCUGUUCCAGAGGUCCGGUUGUAAAUAAAAACAGGUUGUAACCCAAGGCACACUUUCGCCAAUGGGGCCUCCCCCCCAAAAUUGGUUGUAAUCCAAAAAAAAUUGGUUGUAAUCCAAAAAAGAGACACACACUUCCAGGUUUGACAUAGUUGUAAUCCAAAACGGUUGUAAUCCAAAGCGGUUGCAAACCAAGGUACUGUACCACUGUAUUGGAUUCCUGUCUCAUUAUAUAUGCUAAUCAUCUGCAUACUAUCCAUUGCUUUUUCCUGUAGGACUAAUUGCAAUCGUUAACAGGUUUACCAUACCCAUUGAGUCAAUCACCCAUCUCCUACUACCCUCCUGAGAAAAACCCCGCCCCACCCUCCCACUAUAUAUAAUAGUCUGGUGACUUCUGUUUCAGUGUAUCUGAAGAAGUAUGCAUGCACAUGAAACCUUACACCAAGAACAAACUUAGUUGGUCUCUAAGGUGCUACUGGACAAUUUUUUUAUACGUUAAAAUAUUAAUUUUAAAACCAAUAUGCUGAUGACACUCAGCUCUAUCUGCUGAUGGAUGGCCACACCGACUCGGCCCCGAACACACUGACCAGAUGCUUGGAAGCUGUGGCUGGAUGGUUUCGUGGGAGCCGCUUGAAACUAAAUCCUUCGAAGACAGAGGUCCUAUGGCUGGGUCGGGAUGGCAUGGGGAUGAGGGGCCAACUCCCUUCUCUUGCGGGGGCCCAAUUAGUGCCAUUGCCUUCCGUUAAGAGUUUGGGUGUAAUCCUUGACGCCUCCCUUUCCAUGGAGGCGCAGGUUACAGCAACAGCCAAGGCGACAUUUUUCCACCUUCGCCGCAUCAAGCAGUUGGUCCCUUACCUUUCCCGCCCUGACCUGGCCACAGUGAUCCAUGCGAUGGUCACCUCCAGGCUUGACUACUGUAAUUCGCUCUACGCGGGGCUGCCCUUGAAGCUGUCCCAGAAACUCCAGCGGGUGCAGAAUGCUGCAGCGAGGCUCCUCACGAGGUCUCUGCCAUGGGAGCAUAUUCACCCAGUGCUUUUCAAGCUGCACUGGCUCCUGGUGGAGUACAGGGUCAGAUUUAAGGUGCUGCUUUUGACCUUUAAAGCCCUUCAUGGUCUAGGACCCUCAUACCUACAGGACCGCCUCUCCUGGUAUACCCCACAGAGAGCCUCAAGGUCCGUAAAUAGCAACACCCUAGUGGUCCCGGGCCCUAAGGAAGUUAGAUUGGCUUCAACCAGAGCCAGGGCCUUUUCAACUCUGGUCUGGUGGAAUGCUCUACCUCAUGAGACCAGGGCCCUGCAGGAUCUGAUUUCUUUCCGCAGGGCCUGUAAGACAGAGUUGUUCCGCCUGGCCUUUGGCUUGGAGCCAAUUUGAUUCCCUCCCUCUCUUUCUUUUUUCUUUUCCUUCUCCUCCUGCAAUGAGGCUACAUUUUAAUAUUUUAAUGUUUCAGUAUUUUAAUGCUGUAUUUUAAUUUUGUUUUUAAGUUGUAAUCAUUCAACUUGUUUUUAUUAUUGCUUGUAAGCCGCUCUGAGCCCGGCCUUGGCUGGGGAGGGUGGGGUAUAAAUAAAAAUUAUUAUUAUUAUUAUUAUUAUUAUUAUUAUUAUUAUUAUUAUUAAUGUAUAUUGUUCAGAUGGACUCUUGGCUAUCAGCAGUGAGUUCAGGUCCUCUUGAGUGUUAUUCACAUCAUGCUGUGGUAUGCACAUGGGGGGAUUGUGAAACCCUAUUUAACAAAUACUGCAGCAGGUUCUCCAUUUUUCUGUUGCUGUAAAUAAAAUGCUUCUCAAUCAGUGUUUAGGGCUGUUCAAGCCCCACCCCACCCCAAAUCCAGUUCAACACCCAAUUUGGCAGUUCAGACCAGGCCAGAAUUUGGACUGCACUGAUUGAGAACCAAAUUGUUUUGAGAUCAAGAUUCAGAAAUUUGAAUCUUUGGUACUCCCAUUUACUUGCAUUGAGAAACCAAAUACUGUAGCUACUUUCUGUUUCUCUCUCUCUGCUCUUUUCACCAGUUAGCCCCUCAAGAGGGGAUUGUUGCUGCCAAAGGUUAGAAGGUUGGCUCCAGGGGUGUUUGUGUCAGCAAACAAACUUUUUAAAAUACGUGUAUGGGAUUUGAUUUAUUGGGAGAGGAUGGGGGAAAGAUGGCAAAAUACUGUGUUAAGUAUUUUGAAGAGUAAAUUGAAGGCAAGUAAAGAUAGGGUGGCGAUUGACUAUGAAAUGAUGGAAAACAUCAAUAUAUAAACUCUCUCUCUUUUUAUCUCUCUAGGGACUGGGCACAGUACUGAAUGAUAAAACAAGCUGAACAAGCAACCAAACUCUCUUUCUUUUUCUUUAACAUGUAACAAUGAACUUGCAAGAGUGAAGGCAGUGGGACUGAACUGGGACUUUUAAGACUUCACCACCCCUCUUCCAAACCAUUGUAUGGAGACUAUUGGGUGAGAUUCUAGCCCCUGGAUUGGAAGCUAGAGUUGUUAAUGAGCAAAGGCAUUAACAUGACAAAAGGACUUGAUGGCCCAUCUGAGAGCCUGGGUCUGAGCAGACAGAGGUUGUCAUGGUGAUGGGGUGUGGGUUCAAAGUGACAGGAAGAGAGAGUUUUUACCAAGGGGUGCUGGGAAGAAGAAGGGGGAGAAAAAAGACUGGGAUCCAUCUUGGGCAGGCUGUCUGCUGGUUAGCUGAGAGAGAUGCCUUGGACUCCAGGGCUGCACUGCUCUGAGGGACAAGCCCCUCUUGAAAUGACCGUGAUGUAAGAUCUGGACUCCCUCCAUGCAAACUGAAGGUGUAAAUAGGUGAAUAAAGCAUAUUUUUUAAAGCUACAA